Plasmodium inui San Antonio 1 is the source of this 403-nucleotide messenger RNA. RefSeq lists its product as hypothetical. The record is from RefSeq and is a predicted model, not a curated record. The annotation marks the transcript as partial. The transcript is spliced from 2 exons. Lineage: Eukaryota; Apicomplexa; Aconoidasida; Haemosporida; Plasmodiidae.
AAAGCCGGAGACAACCCUAGGAGCCGGAAGAGAAGACCAACACAGGAACCCGAGGAAAGGUAACCGAGAGAGCCGAGGAAGGCACAGACAAAGGAAGCCAAGGAGUUCAAGGAUAACAGGACAAGAACCAAAGAUCAAAGAACUAGCGUACCUCCCCUCGAAACAAGCGGCAACAAAAAGAGGGAACUUCAAAGAAGGGGAGGACAUGUGUGGACCUCAUAAGGGACAAAUUAACAAAGGGGACAACUCCUAUGAAGGAAAUAUCCAGGGAAUCCAAGCGGAUGAGAACUCACCCCAAGUAGAAGAGGAUAUCCAGAAAAAUAGGAGCCCCAGCGGCAGAAUCUUGACAAGCCGAGGAGCAGGGAACGCCCAGAUAAAGGAGAUGCCGAAUCUCAAGAUAUGA